Molecule: messenger RNA, 2406 nt
Organism: Vigna unguiculata (cowpea)
Lineage: Eukaryota; Viridiplantae; Streptophyta; Magnoliopsida; Fabales; Fabaceae
Source: RefSeq, a predicted model, not a curated record
AUGGCACGAAAAGGAAAUCCGAUUUCGGUAAGACUCGAUCUGAAUCGUAGUUCAGAUUCAAGUCGGUUCAGUGAGGGCGACCGCGAAAGUCACCGAAAGGGUCAGUCUUUUCCUUCAUUUAGGCUUGACUUAUUCGAACCGAACGAUAGCGGCUUAAAGCUAAGCCUAUCACGAGCAGCGUCGCUGCUUGAUCGGCGGGGAGAAGCAUCUCAAAGUAUGGGGCAAAGGAUCAAGCGCUUUGACUUUGUCUCCCGGGAUUCACCACAGCAAGAAAGAAGCGGCUAUUCCCACGGCGGAGUCACCAUUGACUCUAUUUAUUAUUAUGGUAAAUUAGUGUAUCAAGAUGUCAAUCUGAGAUCUUAUUUCGGUUCGAUACGUCCACCUGCGAGACUAACCUUUGGCUUUCGUCUCGGUAGGUGUAUUCUUAUACAUUUUCCCAAAAGAACAUUCAUUCAUUUCUUUCUUCCCCGUCGACCACGACGACUGAAACGACGCAAAAAAUCCAGACCCGGAAAGGAGAAGGGCCGGCGGUGGGCAUUUGGGAAAGUCGGGCCGAUCGGGUGUCUUCAUUCCAGCGACAAUACAGAAGAAGAACGAAACGAAGUGAGAGGCCGGAGGGCAGGGAAAAGAGUCGAGUCGAUCAGGCUCGACGACCGGGAGAAGCAAAACGAAAUUCGGAUUUGGCCGAAAAAGAAGCAACGCUAUGGAUACCAUGACCGAUCACCAUCGAUAAAGAAGAAUCUUUCUAAAUCACUUCGGGUCAGCGGGGCCUUCAAGCAUCCGAAAUACGCCGGGGUUGUCAAUGACAUAGCGUUCCUGAUAGAAAAUGACGACUCCUUCAGAAAAAGGAAGUUCUUUAAGUUAUUUUUACCCAAUAAGUCCCGCUCCGACGGCCCGACGAGUCAUCUAUUUAAAAGGACCCUCCCUGCAGUGCGCCCCUCCUUGAAUUAUUCGGUAAUGCAAUACUUAUUGAAUAGAAAGAACCAAAUGCAUUUCGACCCCGUCGUAGUUCUCAAUCAUUUCGUGGCACCGGGCGUGGCUGAACCAUCAACGAUGGGGGGAGCGAAACAGGGAAGAGGCUUAGAUAAGAGAAUACGUUCUCGCAUCGCUUUUUUUGUAGAAAGCUCGACCAGCGAGAAAAAGUGUUUGGCCGAAGCCAAAAAGAGGUUGACCCACUUCAUUCGCUUGGCGAAUGAUCUUCGCUUCGCGGGAACAACAAAAACAACCAUCUCGCUCUUUCCUUUCUUCGGUGCUACCUUUUUCUUUCCAAGGGAUAGAGUGGGUUUUUAUAAGAACCUUUCUUUUGAGGAUGCCCGGGAACCACUCCUAGGUAAAUUAAGGAUCAAAUGUUGGAACCUCAUGGGUAAGGAUAAGGUAAUGGAAUUGAUAGAGAAAUUAAUAGACCUAGGUAGGAUAGGAGAAUGGAUAAAGGGAAUAGAGAUGAUGAUAGAGAUCAUACUGAGAAACAGAAGAAUUCCGUACGGGUACAACUCUUAUUUGAACGAAGUGAAAAAAAUGCGAUCUUUGUUGUCUAAUAGAACAAACACGAAUACCUUAAUUGAGUCGGUCAAGAUCAAAUCUGUUUAUCAAAGUGCUUCUCCGAUUGCUCAAGACAUUUCUUUUCAACUGAGAAAGAAAACAAGAUCAUUUCGUUCCAUUUUUAGUAGAAUAGUUAAGGAUAUUCCAUUAGUAAUGAAAAAAGGGGUUGAGGGGAUCCGUAUAUGUUGUUCAGGUCGAUCAGAAGGCGCAGAAAUAGCUAGAACUGAAUGCGGAAAGUAUGGAAAAACAUCUCAUAAUGUAUUUAACCAGAAAAUCGAUUAUGCUUCUGCGGAAGUAUCUACUCGUUACGGAAUCUCAGGCAGAUGUAGUAGGGGUUGCAAACCAGACGGAACAAAACUUGGUUUUGGAAGAUAUGGCACUCAAAGUUGUAGAGCUGGGCGUCUUUCAUAUCGAGCCAUUGAAGCAGCGCGUCGGGCUAUAAUCGGACACUUCCAUCGUGCUAUGAGCGGACAAUCCCGAAAAAAUGGUAAGAUAUGGGUAAGAGUUUUCGCAGAUAUCCCUAUUACCGGGAAACCUACAGAAGUCAGAAUGGGAAGAGGAAAAGGAAAUCCUACGGGUUGGAUUGCUCGUGUGUCCACGGGACAAGUCCUAUUUGAAAUGGAUGGUGUGAGUUUGUCAAAUGCUCGACAAGCCGCUACAUUAGCGGCGCAUAAACCAUGUUCGUCAACCAAGUUUGUUCAGUGGUCGUAACGUAAUUGGUUAGUGGGGAAAAACCAGGCCGGGAUUCAAAAGAUUUAGGCGAAGGGUUUGUUCCUGAACGAGGGAAGUGGAAAGACACUAAGGGAGAGGGAUAUACUCCUUUUUUUUGAAUCGCCGAAAUUGUACGACUGUUCCAGGCGUACGACC